Aspergillus ruber CBS 135680 is the source of this 1062-nucleotide messenger RNA. RefSeq names its product autophagy-related protein 101. Lineage: Eukaryota; Fungi; Ascomycota; Eurotiomycetes; Eurotiales; Aspergillaceae. Gene Ontology annotation, biological process: autophagy; autophagosome assembly. Gene Ontology annotation, cellular component: phagophore assembly site. The coding region runs from base 167 to 802 and encodes 211 amino acids. The record is from RefSeq and is a predicted model, not a curated record. The transcript has 3 exons.
CUCAAACCAUUCACUCACUCGAACUUCUACGGUACUUUUUUUCUCCAGUUCAUACGGCCCAGCUGGCCGUAUUCUACAGCCGAAACUGGGUCGUUAUUAAUCUACCUCAUACUAAUACAACCCGAACCAUUACAUACCCGAAGACCUUCCCCAGAGUUCUAGCCAAAUGGAGCCCCGCAGAACCCCUCCAGAGUAUUUUCUGGAGAUUUUCGCAGACUCCACGACCGUGAGAGAUGUAUUAAAGGGCAUCCUGAACUUAAUCUUCUUCCACCGAUACUUCCCUUCCAUCCGUCCCACCACCUUCGACGUCCUCGAUUUCACCCUCCCCGCCAUUAGCGACGUCGACCUCGAAACUCUCAUCGACACCCGCGUCUCCUCGCUCGUUCGCCAACACCUUUCUUCCGUCGCUGCGGGCAGCAAUAAUGUGCUCGAUGGUGGGAGUGGCGGCGUGCGCGGUCGGAUAGCCGUCGAAUUCUAUGAGAAGAAGCGAAGGAGGCCCGGGAUGUGGUUUGGGGGGUUGGCGGGGAUGACAGGAAAGGGGGAGGAGGAGGUUUGUUGGGAGAUUUGGACGUUGGAUGUUACUAUUGCUACGCCGAGGACGGAGUCUGAACGCGCAAAAGUUCGCAAAGCCAUGGAGAACAUGCUCCAGAAAGCAGCCUUCAAGAUCCUCGCCGUCGUCAACAGGGAUAAAGAUCAUAUCCCGCCCAUCACGACCAGCGAAUCAAAUCCGUUCCCAUAUCGCAUCGUGCUGAAUCCGCGGAGCGAGAGUUGGCAAAAUCGCAUCGGUAUUGGGUUAUAUUGAUGCGAGGGACUGACGGAUUGAAGUUUUGUUCGAGCGGCCGGCUCAUACAUGCAUGCAUUUACAUACGGCAUACAGCAUCGUCGGUUGGCGACUAUAUCGGGCUACGAUACCCUUACAUCUUACUAUGCAUCAUAUGUUGGUGACUGAAUAUUGCUUUUGUGCUGCGUUGGUGUUGCGGAGUUUCGCGGUUUUGUAAGGAUUUCUAGGGAACUGUACAAUAUAUCUUACUUUAAUAUAACCUUUGAAAAUAAGACGUUCAG